AUGAAUUUCAAAGACCUGCAAUUCUCUCUCGGCAAACUCACCAAUGAGGCCUAUUCUCACUUGGCACGCAAAAACCCCUUACAAAAACAAGACACCAAGACGCUUUCCCAGUGGAUUUUCGAAGAACGUAAUGAGUUGUAUGUCAUGCGUAUGCUUGCCUACCAUCACUCGGAGACCAACAAGGCUAUGGAGGCUUGGAUCAGAGAAGAGUGUUCAGGCGAAAAGGCAAAGGAAAACAAGGACUUGGAGGAUAUUGGGAACAAGCUUCUUAUCUUGUUGCGUAAGCAAACAGAGAUCGAAGAAGCGUAUGCAGCAAAAUACCAGCAAUAUCGACGCGCUAUCAAAGCUAUUCGUGAACGUGAGGAUCGUUUGACUGAUAUUCGUGAGAAGAAACGGGCCUUGCAAGGACGUAUUGGUACGCUGAAUCGAUCCAAUUCCAAAUCACCCAAGCUGCGUGAAUUCACCCGGGAACUCAAGUCAUUGGAAAAGGACACGCAUGAUAUUGAGAUGGAGAUGAGCGAUUUCAAGCGAUUCGCUUUGCGUGAAGCGUUCUAUUUACGAUUCAAUGCCAUGCAUGAAAUGGCCGAGAAGCAAGCUAUCAUUGCUGGAUUUGGCAAAUACAUUGUGGAUCUUGUGGAUAUUGAACCUACACCAGCAGGAGAAGAACAUCGACGUCCUUACGACAAGGGUCAACAAGCUGCACAAAUUUUGGCGGAUGCGUUGAUGGCAUUGGAAACAUGGGAGCCUGCUGAAGGCUUGGAAAGACCUACUUUGGCAGAAGGAUUGGCUACAACAGGAGAUGAAAGUUCGAUAUCAUUGCCACCUCAUGGCGAAGAUGAAGGAGGAGCAUCAUCAUCAUCAUCUGCUGCAGCUGCAGCUGCAGGAGGAUUAGCAACAACAACAGCAGCAUCAUCAUCAUCACCGGCACCUGAAUUACCACCACGAGAAAACAAUAGCAAGGCUGCUGAAGCUGCAUCCGAAAGAGCAGCAGCUAUUGGUGCUACGACCGGUGACUUGAAGACGGGUGAUGAAAAGGACAUUGAUUAUGAUCAAUUGGAUCUUUAUGGACCUCCACCUGCUUACACGGCUACUGAAGAGGAUGUACCUUAUUCACCAAUGAACUCCGAUGAACCACCAGUGAUUGAUCCGACGAUUGCCAACAAACACCCUUUGGCUCAUGAUCGACCUCAUACACCCGUUACUUUGACUGAUAAUGCAUCUCCAGCUCCCGAACAACAACAACCAGAGGAUGAAACGCCUUCAGCACCUGUCAUGGAAACGCGUCCUAGUCAAGAUAAAUAUUUGGAUGAAUCCGAAGAAGAAAACGCACAACAGCUUCAACCACCCUCUCGAGCAAGCAGCGUUCCACAACAUGUGCUUGGACUUGCUUAUAGUCAAUCACCCCAACCUGUGCAUCAAGAACUUCAACAACAACAACAACAACCUUCAGGCUACGGGUCUCCACAACAACAACAACCAUCCAUGAGUCAACCUGCAGGUCCCUGGAGAUAUCCAACAGGCUCAAUGUAUUCACAAGCAUCAACAGCACCCAACUAUUAUCAACACAAUUAUUCCCAGCUUUAUCGCCAAGUAUCUCGACAUCAACGUCAAGCACCUCCUCAAAUUCCAUAUGCUCAAUUCCAACAACAAUAUCAACAACGACAACGUGUGGAUGCCGGUGGAUUCCGUAUUCCUCCUCCUCCUCAACCCACGAGUACAUCUUCUUCCUCACGAUAUCCCACAGCCGAUGAAGAAAAGCAGUCCCUUGCUCAACGAUACAAUAGCACUCAAUAG
This is a messenger RNA of Lichtheimia ornata, 1794 nucleotides long. RefSeq lists its product as uncharacterized. Gene Ontology annotation, molecular function: lipid binding. The transcript is spliced from 3 exons. Bases 1 to 1794 code for a protein of 597 amino acids. NCBI's taxonomy places the organism in Eukaryota, Fungi, Mucoromycota, Mucoromycetes, Mucorales, Lichtheimiaceae. Gene Ontology annotation, biological process: negative regulation of protein kinase activity; endocytosis; eisosome assembly. Gene Ontology annotation, cellular component: plasma membrane; eisosome filament. The record is from RefSeq and is a predicted model, not a curated record.